Molecule: messenger RNA, 1545 nt
Organism: Aspergillus nidulans FGSC A4
Lineage: Eukaryota; Fungi; Ascomycota; Eurotiomycetes; Eurotiales; Aspergillaceae
Product: protein pgaD
Exons: 3
Coding region: 1-1545 (514 amino acids)
Biological process (GO): pectin catabolic process; carbohydrate metabolic process
Cellular component (GO): extracellular region
Molecular function (GO): polygalacturonase activity
Source: RefSeq, a predicted model, not a curated record
AUGAAGCGCUGCGCGCUUCUUACCCCCCUCCUCCCACUUGCCCUAGCCUGCAACAACCCUAACGACCCUGCGCACUCCUGCGCUUCCAUCUACUCAGUCUCUUCUGACGAAGCAGCCAGUUUCUGCGCGACGUUCACUGCUUCGGUAGUAUCUGAGCCGACCGGCGUCCCCGACGCAUUCCUCUCCGCCUGCGACUCCAAGAUCAAGCACCUCUCCAGUGCAUGCAGCUGUCUCGGUCCGGUUGACAGCGCUACUGCCACUCCUGUCCCUGCCACUAGCACUGUCCCGGCCUCUGUGCCUGUUAUCACGACCUCGACGGCCACGGCAACUCCUUCGCGGAUCCCCGUCUUUGUUCCCUCUAGCUCCAGCUCCAGCGCGGUGGUUACCUUCAAGACCCAGAUCAAGAGUUCCAGCCCUGGUCCCAGCUCCAGUUUCGCUGCGGCUGCAACUACUGAAGCUCCAACCUCCACUAGAGCCUCCCCGUACACUCCAUACACCGGCAACGGCGGCACAACAUGCACGGUAACUGACUAUGCUGGCAUCUCCUCGGCCGUUGCAUCCUGCUCGAACAUCAUGCUCUCGGACGUGUACGCCCCGCCCUCCAGCACCAUUGACCUUCAGGAUCUGCAGACCGGGGCGGCGGUGAUCUUUGCGGGGAAGACGACAUUCGGUGACACGUCAGACAGCGACUUCGACCCGAUCGUCAUCUCCGGUACGAACCUGACCAUCACCGGGACAGAGGACCAUGUCAUCGACGGGAACGGCCAGGCAUACUGGGACGGGCAGGGGUCGAAUGGUGGCUCGGAUAAACCUGACCACUUUAUCGUCCUGAAACAUGUCUACAACUCUGUGGUUGCGAACCUCAACAUCCAGAACUGGCCGGUGCACUGUUUUGACAUCGAAAACACUGAGUCCCUUACACUGACCGGCAUCACGCUCGACAACUCAGCCGGCGACGAGCCGAACGAUUCCUCUGAUGGCGAUCCCGCCGCGCACAACUCAGACGGAUUCGAUAUCAAGUCGUCGACUGAUUUGAUUCUGAAGGAUAGCAAUGUUUACAACCAGGAUGACUGUGUUGCUAUUACGUCAGGCACAAAUAUUACCGUCGAUAACAUGUAUUGCUCUGGUGGACACGGACUGAGUAUCGGAUCCAUUGGCGGAAAGAGCGAUAACACCGUUGAUGGAGUUGUGUUCAGCAAUAGUCAAGUCGUGAAUUCCCAGAAUGGAUGCCGGAUCAAGACAAAUGAGGGGGAGACUGGCGAGGUCUCGAACAUCAAGUAUGAGAACAUCAGCCUCAGUGGAAUCAGUAAGUACGGUAUCGUGGUGCAGCAGGAUUACCUUAACGGGGGCCCGACCGGCGAGCCGAGCAACGGGGUGAGCAUCACCAAUGUCGAAUUCACCGAUGUCACGGGAACGAUGAGCGGUGGAAAGGAUUAUUACAUUCUUUGUGGGGAUGGGAGCUGUGAGAACUUUACGUUCAGUGGGGUCAGCAUCACGGGGGGUAGUGAUGAUAGCUGCAAUUAUCCUGACUCUGGAUGUCCUUGA